AGUCCACCACACUCUCUCCCCAUGUUUGGUCAUUACUUUGCUUGAUCAACAAACAACUUUAUAUUUUUUUUUUAAUUGAAAAAUUUCUCUCAAAUUUCUCUAUCUCUUCGUCGGUCAAUCUCAUCGAUGACGGUGAACGCCGACUCUUGUUUCGGCGCUGAUGAUAAGGAGUGGCCUCCUGGGUUCAGGUUUCACCCGACAGACGAGGAGCUUGUGGUUUAUUACCUGAAGAGGAAGAUCUGCAAGAAAAGGUUAAAGCUUAAUAUUAUUCGCGAGGUUGAUGUUUACAAGUGGGAUCCUGAGGAGUUGCCUGGGCAAUCCAUUUUGAAGACUGGGGAUAGGCAAUGGUUCUUCUUCAGUCCCAGGGAUAGGAAGUAUCCUAAUGGAGCAAGAACAAAUAGGGCGACAAGACAGGGGUACUGGAAAGCAACAGGGAAGGAUCGCAUUGUUGUCUGCAAUUCUCGAAAUGUUGGGGUGAAGAAGACCCUAGUUUUCUACAGAGGCCGUGCACCUAACGGUGAUCGAACUGACUGGGUGAUGCAUGAGUAUUCUUUGGACGAAGAAGAACUUAAGAGAUGCUCAAAUGUGCAAGAUUAUUAUGCCCUUUACAAGGUUUACAAAAAAAGCGGAGCUGGUCCUAAGAAUGGUGAACAUUAUGGAGCACCAUUUAAGGAAGAAGACUGGGCUGAUGAUGAAUUUCAGUGUGUCAAUGGCAUGUUUACUCCAGAUAUUCCUGUUAAGAAGCACAAUGAAGUGACUCUUGUUGAUAAUUUCAUACAGUCUGCUCAACUUGAGCCGCCACUGAAUGAUUUUGAGGAGAUAAUAAAACAAAUUGGUGAAGAACCUGCACAUAACGAGCUGCAGAACAAUGAUUUUACUUAUUUACUGCCUCAGGUUUGUGUUAUGGUUACUGGGGAAGAAGAGGCGCAAAGUACUUUGGUCGAUCCAUCUUUCAGGGAAUUUGUUUGUGAGCCAGCUGGAGAGUUGACAACAAGUGGUCAGCACUGCAAUAAACACACCAGCUUUAACUUUGACCAGUCAGGUACCGCAACAUUGCAAUUGCAUGAGGCACCUGAGGUCACAUCCGGCACUAACUAUGAACAGGCUCCCCAGUUAAAUGAAGAGGAUUUCCUGGAAAUUAAUGAUCUCAUCGAUCCAGAGCCUUCUUUCUCCAAUACUGAGCAACCUGUGGAAAACUUGCAGUUUGAUGAUUUUGAUGGAUUGAGUGAGUUUGACCUGUACCAUGAUGCAGCCAUGUUUUUGCGUGACAUGGGGCCUGUUGAUCAGGAAGCAGUUUCACAUUCAUAUAUGCAUCCCUAUGGGUGUGACAUGGUUAACCAAGUUGGCUACCAGUUGCAGCCCGAUUCAAUAAUAAAUGCGGUGGAUUAUCAGUUGCAGCAGUCAAACUUGGUGGCCAACCAAGUGGACUGUGAUCUGCAGCCACAAUUUUUUGAUGCAGAGCAGAUGAACAAUCAGCUAUGGGUUCAUGGUCAGAGAAGUAAUAUGUUAGCUGCUUCAGAAUCACAUAACGGGAAUCUUUUCCAACCAACUCCAGGUGUUGUGUGUGAAUCCAGCAAUAAUUCUACCAGAACCAACGGAAAUCAAGGUGGAAAAGAGGGUGAUGCUGCUGAUGGUUGGUUCUCUUCUGCCUUGUGGGGUUUUGUGGAGUCCAUCCCUACUACUCCUGCGUCAGCUUCAGAGAAUCCAUUGGUUAAUAAGGCUUUUGAGCGAAUGUCAAGCUUCAGCAGGAUCAAAAUGAAUGUCAAAAGCAUUAAUGUUGACGCAGCUAGCAGGAUCAGAAUGAAUGUCAAUAGUAUUAAUGUAGUCGCAGCUAAUGGCGCUGCAAGUGUAAGGAGCGCUAGUAGAAAUAAGGGAUUUGUUUUAUUGUCGAUUGUUGGAGUCUUGUGUGCCAUCUUAUGGGUAUUCGUAGGUAGUGGUAGAUUGUUGGGGAGAUCAAUCUCCUCAUGAUUUAUGUAAAUGUGAAGUUUCGCUGUUGAAUAUUUUGUGGGAGGCGCCUGGAAUUUAUGAAUAGGCCUAUUAAUCACAAUAGUUAUAGUUUUUACCA
Messenger RNA from Populus trichocarpa (black cottonwood), 2065 nucleotides. Its product is annotated as NAC domain-containing protein 17. Gene Ontology annotation, molecular function: DNA binding. The coding region runs from base 127 to 1968 and encodes 613 amino acids. The transcript has 5 exons. Gene Ontology annotation, biological process: regulation of DNA-templated transcription. Lineage: Eukaryota; Viridiplantae; Streptophyta; Magnoliopsida; Malpighiales; Salicaceae. The record is from RefSeq and is a predicted model, not a curated record.